Messenger RNA from Trichoderma asperellum CBS 433.97, 1854 nucleotides. It is a transcript of the gene PDB1, whose product is annotated as pyruvate dehydrogenase E1, beta subunit. Gene Ontology annotation, biological process: pyruvate decarboxylation to acetyl-CoA. Gene Ontology annotation, molecular function: pyruvate dehydrogenase (acetyl-transferring) activity. The record is from RefSeq and is a predicted model, not a curated record. Lineage: Eukaryota; Fungi; Ascomycota; Sordariomycetes; Hypocreales; Hypocreaceae.
UAGCUGCGAGCUGUGCACCAGCGCCAGAAAAAAAAAAGUUGGGUGCUCCAAUUGGCUGGCGGGCAGCAGAGCUUGGGAAUUUUUUUCCCGGCGCCGGAAAUUCCCUCUGAGAAAGAUAUUCCAACGCCAAACCAACCUAAACUCCUCUAUCCACCAACCAACCUCCCUCUCUCCUCCUCUGUUUUCCUGCUUGACUCUCCCAACCGACGGCCAGCUUGUGACAGAGCCCGUCGACAAGCAGCAGAAAAGAAGAAGACGAACAAGUCAAUAAAGCGUUGCUCUUCGCCCGCAGCCCGCCCGCCAUGUCCCGAUUCCUCCGACCCGCAGCUCGCCUGGCUGCCUCAACACGAGCGGCCGCCAUCACCAAGACCGCCUCGCCCUCCUUCUCACAGGCCAUUGCCCGCCCCGUCGUCUUUGGCGGCUCGUCCCAGAACCGAUCCUACGCCGAGGGCGCCGGCGUCAAGGAGUACACGGUGCGCGAUGCCCUGAACGAGGCGCUGGCCGAGGAGCUGGAGAGCAACCCCAAGGUCUUCAUCCUGGGCGAGGAGGUUGCGCAGUACAACGGCGCGUACAAGGUCACCAAGGGCCUGCUGGACCGGUUUGGCGAGAAGCGAGUCAUUGACACGCCCAUUACCGAGAUGGGCUUCACCGGCCUGGCCACUGGCGCUGCGCUGAGCGGCCUGCACCCCGUGUGCGAGUUCAUGACCUUCAACUUCGCCAUGCAGGCCAUUGACCACGUCAUCAACUCUGCCGCAAAGACGCUCUACAUGUCCGGCGGCAUCCAGCCCUGCAACAUCACCUUCCGCGGCCCCAACGGCUUCGCCGCCGGUGUUGCCGCCCAGCACUCGCAGGACUUCACUGCCUGGUACGGCAGCAUCCCCGGCCUCAAGGUCGUCUCCCCCUGGAGCGCCGAGGACGCAAAGGGCCUGCUCAAGGCCGCCAUCCGCGACCCCAACCCCGUCGUCGUGCUCGAGAACGAGCUCAUGUACGGCCAGAGCUUCCCCAUGUCCGAGGCCGCCCAGAAGGACGACUUCGUCCUACCCUUUGGCAAGGCCAAGAUUGAGCGCGCCGGCAAGGACCUGACCAUUGUGUCCCUGUCCCGCUGCGUCGGCCAGUCGCUUGUCGCCGCCGACCUGCUGCAGAAGAACUACGGCGUCGAGGCCGAGGUCAUCAACCUGCGGUCCAUCAAGCCCCUGGAUCUCGACUCCAUCGUCCAGUCCAUCAAGAAGACCCACCGCCUGCUCGUCGUCGAGUCUGGCUACCCUGCCUUUGGCGUCAGCGCCGAGAUCCUGGCUCUGGCCAUGGAGUACGCCUUUGACUACCUUGACGGCCCUGCUCAGCGAGUUACCGGUGCUGAGGUCCCUACUCCUUAUGCCCAGGGUCUCGAGGAGAUGUCCUUCCCUACCGAGCAGCUGAUUGCCGACUUUGCCGCCAAGAUGCUGCGAGUGUAAAUAGAUACACCUAUUACGAAAUGGAGGGUGGAGAGAGAGAGAGAGAAAGGAAAAAAGGGGGGUCAAUAAAGAAGAAGAAAAAGGGUGAUGAUGAUGUACUCUUUUUUUUUUUUUUACCCCCAAAGUAUCUACGGAUAUAAAAACGAAUUUUAUACAAGAAAGAAGAAGAAAGAGAAAAACAAGGGGAGGAGGAUUUCAUCCAGGCAGGCGAAUGUAAUAUCUCGAAUACGGGAGAGAAGUAGAAAUUUUCACUCUUUUCUUUUUUUUAAGAAAAAAAAAUAGGGGGGAGGGGGGAGCCUUCAGGAGGGGGGAGCCUUCAGGAAGGGGGAACUGGAACAAUCGCAAUCAGGGUAGUAGUUAAAAAAAACUUUUGAUAGACUGGCGGGAGAGAGGGCGAGGGGGG